Molecule: messenger RNA, 2966 nt
Organism: Equus caballus (horse)
Lineage: Eukaryota; Metazoa; Chordata; Mammalia; Perissodactyla; Equidae
Source: RefSeq, a predicted model, not a curated record
UACACAUCAUCCCCUCUGGCUCCAAACUGCUGGAGGCUCCUCUCCCUGGUCUGGCCCUGCCGCAGGGACACACCCGGGGGGAGGAGCUGCCGUCUUAGUCUUAGUGGGGCCCAGCCUCGCCAGACAGCAAGCUCUUGUUUCCUCUCCUCCACCGGCUGGAACUGACAUGGCCCAGGAACGUGCCGCCUGCGCCCUGGAGCCCGAGCAGGUCCAGCAGCUGCUGCUCUCCUGCCAGGAGGCCAAGAAGUCAGCCUACUGCCCCUACAGUCACUUCCCUGUGGGGGCCGCCCUCCUCACCCUGGACGGGAGGAUCUUCUCGGGGUGCAACAUAGAAAACGCCUGCUACCCUCUGGGCAUCUGUGCUGAACGGACUGCCAUCCAAAAGGCCGUCUCAGAAGGGUACAAAGACUUCAAGGCAAUUGCUAUCGCCAGGUUCCAGCUGAACCAGAGCACUGAGCAACACGCUCUCUGUGCCCCAAACAUCACCAUGCAAGUCCCCGCGUGCUACCCUCAAAGGAUGCUCCUUGAGUUCUCAUUGGCUCUGGACUCAGACUCAGUGGCUUCAGGAUUCAAGCAUGCGAAGGGCUCUUUGACUCGGACCCCAUCACACUCCUGAUCUAAUGGUGAAUUGCUCUUGCGUGUACCUGUGCCUUGUCUCAGAGAGUUGUCUUAGCACGUUAAUGGUGCAGGGGAAACGACAUGGGAAAUGUUGAACGCACCCGGAGAGAGAUGGCAUGGCCCACCCAAUCUUGGUCUUUGGGGACGCCUGGGUGCAGUGAGUUCUCUCUUCCUUGCAGUGGAGCUGCAUGACCUUUCUGGCAGAAAUGCAAGCUGCGGAGAUUGAUGGGAGCCGUGUGACAGAAACGAGCUUCCAUCUCUUUUAUAAGAUCCUAAUCUCUGCCUCGGUCUGGCCCUGAGGGGGACCAGGUUAUUGAAGGUUUUGUCCUGAGUAACUGGAGCCAAGGUCCACUUAGGGAGAAGGGCCCCGGCUUCCGAGAGCCCUCCCUGUGGCCAAGGUCAGGCCUGGCGUCCCUUCAGCUUUGGGAGAAAUAGAUGAGGCCGUGCUGGGAACAUUCUGUGCGGACGAGCAGACAUCAGGAUGUGAAUUACACUUUAUUAAAAGAAAGUUGGGGAAGAAUAACUCAAUUGCAAAGCUGAUCCAAGAAAAUAAUGAUAUUCUGGGGAAAAACAGGCCAAAGUCAAAGAAAGGAUGAUGGCACGGUAGCCUUGCUCUGUUUAGAAUGUUCCAAAUGAAAGGUGGUUUCUCUUGGUCAUUAUCUACUUUUAAACAUGACCAGAUAUUGCUAGCAAUGAUUAGCAAAUGUCCUUAUUUACACAAAAGUCAUGGGUAUAGCCCUGGCUCCGGGCUUAGUGAGACCUGGUUUCAAAUCCUGCUCCCCUGCGGACCUCCGCUGGGCUUCACUAGGAAGCACGUUGCUGCUCCUCUCUGAGCCUGGCUUUUCAUCUGUGAAGUGGAGGAGAGCAAUACUUCCCCACUGGGCUGUUGCGAGGACUCGGGAAAUUAUUUCUGUAAGGCUCCUGGCACAGAGAAUGCAAUAAUUAAAACUCUUGUUAUAAGUUAUCGUUAUCACUUCUGCAAACUGCAAAACUACCGAAGGCAGAGGCCGCACAUCCUGGGUUCAGAUCCUGUUCUGCCACUCACCAGCUCUGUGACGUUGGGCAGGUCACGUCACCUUUCAUGAUCCGUAACACGUGGAUGACAAGAGCACCUACAUUCCUCUGCCUUAUAGGGUUGUUAGGGGAUGAAAUUAAUUAAUGCACCUAAGGUCCUCAGCAUAGUGCCUGGCACAGGGAAGUGCCAUGUAAGUGUAAGCCAUUAUUACUAUCGGCUGCCUCCCAGUUUCCAGAGCUACGCUGCUUGCAUGCACCAUCUUGUAACUUUUGGUGGUUGAACCCUAGGCCAAAUCCAACUUCCCAGUGGAGUGUAUGUUCACUGCCCACCCCCUCCAACUUGAAAACCCUAAUGCAGCAGGUCAUCUUGUCCAAGGAGCUAUACAUUGGGCAGUUAGCCAUGCAUCUCACAAGACUGGGAAAGGAAGUGGUGAUCUUGGCAAGGGCCAGAUCAUACAAGGCCUUACAGGCCAGGGAAAGGAGGCUGAAUUUCACUCAGAGCACCUCUCCCAUGGUGCUUCCUACAGUCUACCUGUGUUAUGGCAUUUACAUGCAGAUUUUAUCUCCCCCUCCAGCCAGUAAGGGCCCUGAAGGCAGGGAUUCUCUGCUUGGUCUUUGUUGCUCUUUCUCCCUGCCUGCCUAGCACUGAGCAGGCUCUCGGUCAACAUGGGUGAAAUGAAGUAAAAAUAACAUAGAGUCCAACCUCCAAAGAGCUUAUGAGAGGCUCUGGCUGUACCACCUGUCACCUGGUCCUCACAAGGGUUAAUUAGCUUCAGUAGACAUCCAGGGCAGGGGUCCCCACCUUCUCAUAUCCCCAUGGAUUUUUGUUCUGAAGCUGGCAGUGUGCUCAGAAAGGACCCCACCUUUCCAUGGAGCAGAACCGUUCUUUGACUGGACCCCCCCCCCCCCACCUACAAAAGGGAGUUAUCAUGAGGAUUAAAUAAAACAGCACCCCAGCCCUCUGCCCUCAGCUGCUCUAUUACACUCACGGCAUCUACCUCUAGCCCCACUUCAUGCACGGCUGGUCAGUCGGCCGGUCGGCUGUCCGGCUCCCCUCCAUAGUCAAAAACUCCUGCAUGCAAUGAAUUUCAUCUGUCCGUUCACUGCUGCAUCCCCAGCACCCACAGUGCUGGGCAUAUAGUACAUGCUCAAUAAAUAUGUGGUAAUUAAUGAGAUCAUGUAUAUAAAGGGCUUUGCAGGAUGCCUGGCAUAUUCUAGGCACAUAUUAAACAAUGUGAUAUGGGGCUGGCUUGGUGGCACAGCAGUUAAGUUUGCACAUUCCACUUCGGUGGCCCAGGGUUCGCCGGUUCGGAUCCCAGGUGCAGACCUAUGCA